AUGGCUACCAUCAAGGGCGAACUGGGCAUCUUCCCAGUUUCGCCAGACCGCAAGCACCCCUACUUUAUCUCGGGCGACCUCUCCUCGACCAAAGCUCUCAUCUUUAUCGGCGGUCUCUUCAAUGGCAUGAGCGAUGUCCCGUACCUCCCUGCUCUCUCUGAGGCCCUGGGUACCGCUGGAUGGAAGUUUGCCCAAUUCCACUGGACUUCUGCCUACGAAGGGUUCGGCACCUCGUCGCUCGACACGGACGUGCGCGAGCUCUCAGCCCUCGUUGCGCACCUUCGUGAGAAUGGAGCCACCAAGGUGGUCAUCAUGGGCCACUCUACCGGCUCGCAGGACGUGAUCCACUACCUGACUGCCAGAGCGCGUGGUGUCACUCUCGCGCCUGUUGACGGCGGCAUCAUGCAGGCGCCAGUGUCCGACCGCGAGCAUUUCGCGAUUGACGCGUCGACCGCUUCGUGGACGGCGGCGCUUCCCCGCGCCACAGAGCUCGUCAAGGCUGGAAAGGGGUCGGAGAUCCUCGAGGCAGACCUGGGACUGCGGAUGAGUGCGUACCGCCUCUGGAGUCUUCUCUCGCCAAGCGGCGAAGACGACUACUUCUCCUCCGACCUGCCUAUUGAGGCCGACGGCGUGCAUGCGCACCCCCUCUCUGCUUCAUUCGGCAAGCUCGCUUCGCCCGCCCUCGCUCUCUUCAGUUCCAAAGACGAGUACGCACACGUUGCCGACAUUCCGGCCCUCCUCGCCCGAUGGACACAGGUGGCGUCUGGAUCUCCUGGUCAGCUGUCGACGCACAUUAUCGAGGGAGCAACCCACGCUGUCGACGAUGCGAGCUUGCAUCCGCUACUCACAUCCGCUGUUAUUGGCUGGCUUGGGCAGUCCAUUCAGCUUUAG
This is a messenger RNA of Apiotrichum porosum, 891 nucleotides long. RefSeq lists its product as uncharacterized. Lineage: Eukaryota; Fungi; Basidiomycota; Tremellomycetes; Trichosporonales; Trichosporonaceae. The record is from RefSeq and is a predicted model, not a curated record. The coding region runs from base 1 to 891 and encodes 296 amino acids. The transcript has 3 exons.